GUCACCGUGACGCUGCAGGCAUACAACAGACACCACCAUAAUUUUCCCAUCACUUCCUUAAGUACUCUAUUCUGUGAACUUGUUGCACGCGCCAUUUUCUACAAGCUUAUCCCUUUCUGUUUCACCAUUUCCUGGGAUGGAUUCGCGUGAACUUAUCGAUGCGCAAUUCGAUCGGGCAGUGGAGAUAGUGCAGGGCCUCCCAAAGACUGGGCCCAUACAAACAGGUUAUGAGGAGAAACUGACAAUGUAUAGCUUGUACAAGCAAGCGACUGUUGGAAAUGUUCAGGGCGGUCGUCCAGGCAUGUGGGAUAUGCUAAGCCGGGCAAAGUGGGACGCAUGGGCAAAGCAUAAAGAUCUCGAUUUAUAUGAAGCCAAAUGGCUUUACGUGGAUGCUCUACUGAAGGUUCUAAGUAAAUACUCGGACAAGACUGUUGCCCGUGACCUCAUGAACGAACUCCAGUCUUAUGGUGGUGACCCCUCAAAUCUCGUGAAGAGCCAUUCUCUUCAGAGGUCUCUGACUUCACAGUCGUCAAGCUCCGGUACCUCAGAUAACGAUAUUCAUCGAAUUCCUGGUCAAUUAUUUUCCUCUACCCGUUCAGGAGUUCAAUAUGCUGCACAGUCAGCAGUUAUAGAGGACAAUGGCUCGGGUUCUGAAAAUGGUGAAUCAGGCGACGAACCGCACGAACUCCCAUCCGUGCGUGAGCCUGUUCAACAGCCAAGACCACUUUCUUCCAUGUCUUCAAGAUAUCGUACUCCUGCAGCCGGCUCGCUUGCCAUGUCGCCGCCAUCUGGACUCACAAAUGUUCCACCGAUGCAACCAAUGCCCACCUACCAGACGCAAUCCGCCUUCGUUCAACCAGUACCAAUAGCAUCCUCACCCGUAUACCCUCUAUCAGGGCACUAUUCUGGGACAUACCAGUCGCCCGAGUAUGCACCGCAGACUCAGUCAGCUCUUUCCCUCCGAGUGGGCCGGUUUUAUGGCGCUGAAGCGCCUAUACGAACACCCUCACGGUUGCCCCUGGAGCAUGCCGUCGAAAAUCUUCAGACCCACCUGGCUGCAAUAACGGAACGGCUCGAUAUGCUCGAGUCCCAGGUGGUGCAUCCACAGCGAUCCACAGUUUCGCUUCCCCCGAAAGGUUCUUCCGGGAGAGUCAGUCCGACGGAUAAUCGUCCUGAAGAACUGGAAUGGGAUUUGGAUGAUAUGGGAAUGUGGUCGUUCGUUCUGAAGCCAUUGUCACGGGUGGUAGUAUCAGUGAAACAGCUUCUUAUAUUUUUUGGUCGGAACGAGAACCGGUCUCCAGUACUCACUGUCGUGCGGAGACUGUUCCUUGACAUAUCAUUCUCGCUGGCAGUUCUCGGGUUGCUGAGACUGACGUGGAAGAAGACGGCUACAAGACGGAGGGAGGUCAAUGCAGCCCUGAUAUUACUUUGGGCGGCUUUGUCCGGGAGGAACAGGGGAAGACGGAUGAUCAGUGGUGUGUAGUGCUUUUUUUGAAAUUCAUGGGUGGCUCAAGAGUAGUUAUUAAUGCUGCAUUUAUACCUCGAUGACCAGAAUUAUUUACUUUGCCCAAAAAUCUAUUUGAGCUUCGUAAUUGCUAAUGAUAUUUUCACUUCGUGUUCAACAGUUAUUCGAGGUUGCAAGACUACCAUUCGUGGAUACCCCUGGUCUCAUCCUUUUACUCCGUCAUAUUGACAACACAGCGAAUACAGUCGCCGCCCUAGAAGUAAGGUUAUACUUCCGUCGAGCUUAUAAGGAAGGGUGUUACAUACGUGCAUGUCGUGGAAACCGUCGUUGAUUUCCGCAAAUUUGCGGUGGUGGGUGACAUAUUCAUCGAUCUUGAGCUUGCCUUGCAAGUAGUCUGGAUGGUAAAUUACAUUGUUCAGGGCAUGAAUUGAAAGCAUUGAAAAUCGAGUCACCUUCGACGAGACCAGGAAGCUCG
Messenger RNA from Suillus bovinus, 1940 nucleotides. Its product is annotated as ACBP-domain-containing protein. Bases 137 to 1483 code for a protein of 448 amino acids. Lineage: Eukaryota; Fungi; Basidiomycota; Agaricomycetes; Boletales; Suillaceae. The record is from RefSeq and is a predicted model, not a curated record. Gene Ontology annotation, molecular function: fatty-acyl-CoA binding. The transcript is spliced from 6 exons. Gene Ontology annotation, biological process: fatty acid metabolic process.